Messenger RNA from Heterobilharzia americana, 1275 nucleotides. The record is from the annotation of a GenBank genome assembly. NCBI's taxonomy places the organism in Eukaryota, Metazoa, Platyhelminthes, Trematoda, Strigeidida, Schistosomatidae.
AUGUUCAAUUUUCAUCGAUAUAUAUUAAUUACUGCACGCAGUCAACGAAUUACUGACGAAGAUGAUGAUAAUAUUACGCAACAAAAAUUUUUAGUUCAAAGGCAACAAAAUCUUGAUAUAGAUGAAUGCUUUUGCCGCAUGGGUUAUGUGGCUAUUAGAGAAAAUGAUGAAGUUGUCUGUCGUACGCUUUUAACUGAUUUGUCUUGUCGUGUGGAUUCAGAUUGUGUACAUGUGGAUUUCAGCGUUUGCCACCCGGGAGCAGGAAAGUGUAUAUGCCCUGGGAAUACAAUUUAUGUUACGCAUCUACAUGCCUGCAGGAAUAAAUUAUUUCACCAAAAUCAUGAUGCUUGUAAUAUUUGUGGUCCAAAUCAUGUAUGCCAUGAAGUACUGGAAAGAGAUUUAGGGCGUAUGAAUGAUGUGAAUGCCAAUAUUAUAAAACUGGGAAACACUCUGAACACUACAAACAAACUGGCAUACAUUGGGUGUUCUUGUGAAUUGGAACGGUUUAUUACCUCAAAGAAGGUCUCAAUCAGUGCAAAAACGCAAACAAUAACUAAUUUAUGUUCUCUUAGUUUACUAUAUCAGAUCUUCUUAAACUAUUUCGAAUGUUUUCCUGUGUUACACAAACUCCAAUCUACCGUUCAGAUUAGCAAUAAAAUUGGUAAUAAUGAGUGUGAAGCAUGUCAAAAAGUCAACGGAAAAUGCUAUGACCAGAAUAAUGAUGGGAUAGCAGAUGGGUGUCAAUGUCUACCAGAUAGAUCAUUUGUGCUUAAAAGCGAUAAACAUGAAAAUUCGCGAAAUAAAGUCAAGUCAAUGAGUUUAUUUCGAUACAAAAAUGAACGUUUCUCUUGUGAAACUGAACAUACUAUCAUAAGCAUUGAGAUGUGUGCGACAGCAAGUUUGAAACAUUCUGAAAGCUUAAAUUCUAAUACAUCCAUCCACCUGCUUCUACGUCAGGCAUUUUAUCGCUUCAAAUGCGAUGUUAAGCAUGAACGUACAGUUGCUUCCUAUCAUAACGAUACAAUAUUUGUACGUGACCUCAGUAGAGGCAACCAAAGUACAAUCAUUCCUCAACAAAAUGUUGUAUAUUACAUUUGUCUUACCCCUUCAUUAAGUGAGUCAAUCACUUAUAACCUUGGGAAAAAUCUGUUGCAAAAUUGGUGCCAUUUAUCCCGUGAGCGAACAGGAUUAAUAUCAGUCAAUCACCUGUCUAUUGCUCGAUUGACUGUAAGAAAUCCCAUUUCACCACAUCAAUGUAGGUUUCCAUAUGAAUAA